This is a messenger RNA of Setaria italica (foxtail millet), 1982 nucleotides long. RefSeq names its product ATP synthase subunit beta, mitochondrial. The record is from RefSeq and is a predicted model, not a curated record. NCBI's taxonomy places the organism in Eukaryota, Viridiplantae, Streptophyta, Magnoliopsida, Poales, Poaceae. Bases 92 to 1756 code for a protein of 554 amino acids. Gene Ontology annotation, molecular function: ATP binding; ATP hydrolysis activity; proton-transporting ATP synthase activity, rotational mechanism. The transcript has 9 exons. Gene Ontology annotation, biological process: proton transmembrane transport; proton motive force-driven mitochondrial ATP synthesis.
UGCCACCCUCCUCGUCUCCUCACCUCGACCAAAUGCUUCGCCUCUCCUUCUAGAACCAUCCACAGAUUCCAAACCCUAGGCGGGGGCACCCAUGGCGUCCCGCCGCCUCCUCUCCUCUCUCCUCCGGUCCUCCUCCUCGGCCCUCCGCCGCGCGGGCGCGCCAUCUCCGGCCGCCCCGCGCCGCGCGUCCCCGGCCGGCCUCCUCCUCGCGCGAUUCGCCGCCUCCUCCGCCGCGCAGCCGGCCCCGCCGUCCGCGGCGCCUUCCUCGUCCCCGGCGUCGGCCGCGGGGAAGGGAAAGGGCGGGAAGAUCACGGAUGAGUUCACGGGGGCCGGCGCGGUGGGGCAGGUGUGCCAGGUGAUCGGCGCCGUCGUCGACGUGCGCUUCGACGAGGGGCUCCCGCCGAUCCUCACGGCGCUCGAGGUGCUCGACAACAACAUACGCCUCGUCCUCGAGGUCGCGCAGCACCUUGGCGAGAACAUGGUCCGGACCAUCGCCAUGGACGGCACGGAGGGCCUCGUCCGCGGCCAGCGCGUCCUCAACACUGGAUCGCCAAUCACUGUACCUGUUGGUAGGGCUACACUUGGGCGUAUCAUGAAUGUCAUUGGGGAGCCCAUUGAUGAGAAGGGUGACAUAAAAACAAACCAUUUCCUCCCAAUCCAUCGUGAAGCACCAGCUUUUGUUGAGCAGGCUACCGAACAGCAGAUUCUUGUCACUGGAAUUAAGGUUGUUGAUCUCUUAGCACCGUACCAAAGAGGUGGAAAGAUUGGGUUGUUUGGUGGUGCUGGUGUCGGCAAAACUGUGCUCAUCAUGGAGCUGAUCAACAAUGUAGCCAAAGCCCAUGGUGGGUUUUCUGUGUUUGCUGGUGUUGGUGAAAGAACUCGUGAAGGCAACGAUUUGUACAGGGAAAUGAUUGAGAGUGGUGUCAUUAAGCUCGGGGAUAAGCAGAGUGAGAGCAAGUGUGCUCUGGUGUACGGUCAAAUGAAUGAGCCUCCUGGUGCUCGCGCCCGUGUUGGCCUCACUGGUUUGACAGUUGCCGAGCAUUUCCGAGAUGCUGAAGGGCAGGAUGUGCUCCUGUUCAUUGAUAACAUCUUCCGUUUCACUCAGGCAAAUUCUGAGGUGUCUGCAUUGCUUGGUCGUAUCCCAUCUGCUGUGGGUUAUCAACCUACUCUCGCUACUGAUCUUGGAGGUCUUCAAGAACGUAUCACUACCACCAAGAAGGGGUCUAUUACGUCUGUACAGGCUAUUUAUGUGCCUGCUGAUGAUCUGACUGACCCUGCUCCUGCAACUACAUUUGCCCAUCUUGAUGCCACGACUGUGUUGUCCCGCCAGAUUUCUGAGCUUGGAAUCUACCCUGCUGUCGAUCCCCUUGACUCAACAUCUAGAAUGCUUUCACCCCAUGUGUUGGGAGAAGAUCACUACAACACUGCCCGUGGAGUUCAGAAGGUUCUGCAGAACUACAAGAACUUGCAGGAUAUUAUUGCUAUUUUGGGUAUGGAUGAGCUCAGUGAAGAUGACAAGCUUACUGUCGCUCGUGCCCGCAAGAUUCAGCGGUUUCUGAGCCAGCCUUUCCAUGUGGCUGAAGUAUUCACGGGUGCACCUGGCAAGUAUGUGGAGCUGAAGGAAAGUGUCAAAAGCUUCCAGGGAGUUUUGGAUGGCAAGUACGAUGACCUACCGGAGCAAUCUUUCUACAUGGUUGGAGGAAUCGAGGAAGUUAUCGCCAAGGCUGAGAAGAUCGCCAAGGAGUCGGCAUCAUAAGAGCAAUGACAUUCUUGUAGGAAGAAAAACAAGCUGUGCGAAUAAUUGAAGGUGAUGAAGACAAUAUCAUCUUCCUGAGCUCGCAUUUUUGCAGUGCUUUAUAGUAGAUUACGACGAAAUAUUUACUGUAGCUCCUGGAGUUUUGAGGGAAAACAGAUUGUACUGAAUAAUUGCCUGCGAACAAUUCAAUAAUUUUUUCUCAGAUGUUUACGCUGGUUCCUUGCUU